Heterostelium album PN500 is the source of this 4746-nucleotide messenger RNA. RefSeq lists its product as uncharacterized. The transcript has 8 exons. Lineage: Eukaryota; Evosea; Eumycetozoa; Acytosteliales; Acytosteliaceae. The record is from RefSeq and is a predicted model, not a curated record. Bases 1 to 4746 code for a protein of 1581 amino acids.
AUGGUCAAUCCUACAGAUUUAAUUAGAAAAGAUAUAAUCAUGGAUAGUGGAAGACAAUUUUUCACCAACACAUUAAAUAAUUUAGAGAAUAUUUACAAAAGAUUUUCCAAUAACUCCUCUUCUUACUUGAAAAUAAAAGAUUGGGAGGAAGAGAAUAAUAACAACAUUGAUACUUUAUCAAAAUACAAUAUAUCAAUAAGUGAAUAUCAACAACAUAAUAGAAUAAAAUCAACAAUAGAAAAAUUAAAAAAAACAAAAUCAACAGAUAUUAGAAUAACAGAACAUCUAUCAACUAUUUCAGAUUUGUAUAAUGAUUCUGAAACGAUUAUUUUUAUAAGAAUACUAAAAAAAGAAGAUAAUAAUAAUAAUAAUAAUAAUAAUAAUAAUAAUAAUAAUAAUAAUAAUAAUAACUCAAUUGGACCUGGUGACUCGGAAAUGAUCGAUAUUUCAGUCACACCAACUCCAGUGCCAGUUACACCAACUCCAGUUACACCAACUCCAGUGCCAGUUACACCAACUCCAGUUACACCAACUCCAGUGCCAGUAACCCAGAACUCAAUUCCAGUCCACGAAACCUUGGAAACAACCCCAGAUCCUCACCAAUAUCUGUGGAUGGUUGGAUUACCUUUAGUGAUCAUUCACCCACUCACAGAAGAUCGGCAUUUAGAAGAUUUUUGUAAUUAUAUUAAUAUAACUUCCACCGAGACUCAGAUAGAUAUUAAUAAUAUAAAGAAUAAUUUAUAUUAUAUUUUUAAAAAAUCAAAAUCUUAUUCAAAUAGUUUUGAUAAAUCAUCAUAUUAUACAUUAUCACCAUCUUCACCACCAUCAUCAUCAUCAUCAUCUACUCCCACUACUACUACCACAACCACUACAACUACCACUACCACAACCACUACUACUACACCACAAACAACAUCAUUUGACGAAUAUUAUCUUAUCAAUAAUUUUUUGAACAAAACAAACAUCAAAUCAUCCGAUAUAUCUUUAUCUAUUACUUUACUCAAAUCAUUUUGUAAUUUUGUCAAAGAAUCAAUCUCAAAUACACCACUAACUUCAAAGUUCUCAGUCACAUUGGAAAAUUAUAUUAAAUAUUUAUCAUCAAAUGUUAUCUCUGAAGAUUAUUUCUAUACUAUUCAAAAACAUGUUUUUACAUUUCAUUUGUUUUUGAAAAUCUAUAAUAUUCUAUCAAAGAGUAAGGUUGAUAAAGCGAAAAAAUCUUUAAAUAGUGACGAAGCUGUCUCCAUCGAAACUCUCCGAUCGAUUAUAUCAAAAGAGGAGCUAGAAUUGAAAAAACCAACUGCCGAUGAAAUAAACCAAUUUAAAAAACAGCGUCUCUGUCCAAGACACCUAAAACCUAUGGAGGAAUGCUCUCAGACUUGUAAAGAUGAAUUCCAAGGAUACCAAUGGGCAGUCGAUCUAUUUUCUGAAGGAUUUUUCAGUAAAUCAAAAGAUUUAGCAAAGUUGUGGCCGAAAUAUAGAUCAACUUAUAUAGACGAUAUCAAGAUUCAAUUCAAGGAACCACAAGUUCACGACAUUAAAUUUUCCACCAAACAACCAACUCCUGAACCAACAACAUCCAAUCUCGAGAAUCAAGAUAUUCCAACACAAUUUGCAAAUACACCAGCCGUUGUAAGUUGUGAUAGUAAUCUACUUCCCAUCAAAGUUACAGACCAUAAAGAUAUCAUGGUAGUUAUGUCAGAUCCAAUUUCAUCGAUGCACUUGGCUUUUAAUAGAGAGGACAAUGAUCUAUGUAAAACGUUUGCCAAUCUUUUUAAAGCAUUUGGAAUCAAAAAACCAAGUGCAAUGCCAACAGACAAACCAAGUGCCAUGUCGAUAGACUCUCCUGCCAUCUCUACAAACGACAAUCCAAGUGUCAAGCCAUCAGAGAAACCAAGUACCUUGCCAAUAGACAGUCCAAGUGCCAGACCAACAGACAAACCAAGUACCUUGCCAAUAGACAAUCCAAGUACCAUGUCAAUAGACAAACCAAGUGCCAUGUCAAUAGACAAACCAUGUGCCAUGUCAAUAGACAAACCAAGUGCCUUGCCAAUAGACAGUCCAAGUGCCAUGUCUAUAGACAAACCAAGUGCCUUGCCAACAGACAAACCAAGUGCCUUGCCAACAGACAAACCAAGUGCCUUGCCAACAUACAAACCAAGUGCCAUGUCAAUAGACAAACCAAGUGCCAUGUCAAUAGACAAACCAAGUGCCAUGCCAAUAGACAAACCAUGUGCCAUGCCAAUAGACAGUCCAAGUGCCAUGUCUAUAGACAAACCAAGUGCCUUGCCAACAGACAAACCAAGUGCCAUGCCAACAUACAAACCAAGUGCCAUGUCAAUAGACUCUCCUACCAUCCCUCCAACCGACUCACCUCCUACUAAUUAUUCUAAACAAUCCAUAAAAAGGAAGAAACCUGAACUGUCAAUAGACUCUCCUACCAUCCCUCCAACCGAAUCUCCUACCGACUCUCUAUCUGUGACUCCCACCGGUAAACCUCUUGCUCAAACUAAACAAUCCAAGAAAAGUAAGAAACAAGCUGGCAAACCUUCCGAGAACACUCCGAAUAAGAAACAAAAAGCCAAACAACCAGCCAAACAACCAGCCAAAGUGAAAAGGGUAUAUGACAAAAGAGUCAGCCCCAAGAAGAUGGUUAAAGAGGUACAAUUUAAGCUUCCCAUCGGCACAACCAUCUCAAUGACAGAUAUAUAUCCACAGAUUAACCUGUCUGAACUUUCCAUUCCAUCGGAAGAAGAGGAAAAUAUUAAUCAAUGGGUUGACACAAUAAUGGUUGGUGAACACAAAAUAUAUCUCCUAUGUGGACUCAACGCCCAAGUCCUGUUUUUAAAUCGUGCAGCCACCCAAUACGAAGUGUUUAACAUCACCGAUGAGAUUAAAUCGAGUGUACCGAUCCUGCUUAUCAAAACACCAAACUAUUAUUCAGUUGCAAUAUGUUUAUCUCACCCAUCGCGUCCGGACUUUAGCAAGUGGGUGACUGAAGCUAUUGAAUUUUGCCAUCAAUUCCUUAAGCAAGGAGAAAUAUUCAAGCUUAAUGAUAUCAAAGCACGAAUCAGCAAGCGUCCACAAAGAAAGAAAAUCUACUCGCCAUCCUGGUUGAUAUCCAAAGAAGGGUUCACUCCAGUGUCUAUUUAUGAGAAAAGCGCACCGGUUAUCCGUACCGAUGGUAUUUCACUCAGUAUUACCAGGGGUGUUGCUCGACGCUUUGAGCCAAAACUAAAAGAACAACAUUUGCCGUAUCAAAAAGCCGGAACUGCCAAGGAACGUCGCUCCAUUGAAACUCUCAAGAUGGCAGUAGCAACCGAUGGUACCAACCCAAUUUGUUAUAGCAUCGACCCAGGUAGAAGUUCUCACGUAAGCUACUCAACCGAUUCUAAGGAGAGACGGGCAUCUGUCAAACAGUAUUAUGAUUGGAAAUCCAAUCGUUACUCUAAAAAAGUAAAGAAAUUGGAAGAGAAAUUCAAAUUGUUUCAAUCUAAAAUGCCACCUCACAGUAAUGCAUAUGGAAGAGCAGACUAUUUCAUUAAAAACUGGGAGGUAAUGAAACUUUAUAUAGAUUUCAGAUUAAACAAUAUCCAUAGGCAAAGGCGACGAUUAGAGUUUAAAUUGAAUCAACAGUCCAAAUCAAAGUUGGUAAAGCAAUUAGUACCAACAACCGCUUCGGAAAUGAAGCAAGGUGUUAUUUUCUUGGGUGCAUCAUCAUUUAACCAUGCAAGUAAAGGUCACCGCACCUUCAUUUCCUCCAAGGGUCUCAAGAAAAUUUUUGAGGCUCAUGGUUAUAAUGUGGUGUCCGUUAAUGAAUUCUGUACUUCCAGAGUGCAUCAUGGUUCAUACGUUGAACAGGAAAUGAAACUGUUGAGUGCUAUUAAACGGGUUGAUCAACAUGUAUCUGGUCCAAAGGCUCAAUGGCCACCAGAAUCUAAACCAAAGGUUAAUAGCUCUCGAGGAUCUGUAUACGAGAAGGUGAGAAAUGACUAUGAGAAUCUGUCAAAGUUUGAAAGUGACCUCAAUAGUGGUGGUUCCAUGCAAGAACAGCAAUCGACCUACGACUAUUAUGGUCAUCACUCCAUAUAUAGUACUGAACUCUCGAAAAAGACAACCAAAUCGGAUCAAGGACAUCAUUCCACACAUAGUACUAAACUCUCGAGAAAGACAUCCAAAUCAGUUGCUAAAAGAGAAUGGAAAAAAGUACUCUCCAAAGAUGGUUUCCUAAAGGUUAAUGUUAAUGAUUUGAACUAUAUGUCAAAUUUGGAUCAUGCAGCGAUAAUAAAGAUUAUUCAUGAGGCAAGAGUUGAUUGCCUGAGACAAUUGGGAUUAUCAGAGCGUAACUUACUUCCUGACAAGAGCAGACCUUACUCUGUACAAAUGUAUAUCAAAGAUUUGUCGGUGCAGUACAUGAAUAGUGGUGAGCUGUUCGAUGAUCUGAUAGUAGAGAGUGGAUUCACUGAGAAACAGCGUUGUGGUUUCAAGAUGUGUCAUCGUGUACGUAGUUUAGUGCCUAUAGGCAGCCAAGACUUUCCAGCGAAUGCCGACAACCACAAUUUCGACCAACCAACUGGUUCCACUUUCAAAUCGAUAGCACUUGUCGAAGUAGGUGUCGUUGCAGUUGACGCCAUAACAAAGUCACCAGUGGAGUUGCCACUCCCAUUCUUUGAAAAACUUGGUUUCAGUAGAAGCGAACUCGAAACUCAUCUAACCAAGACAAACAACAGUGUACAUCCGACACCAUAA